Messenger RNA from Tribolium madens (black flour beetle), 722 nucleotides. Its product is annotated as DET1- and DDB1-associated protein 1. The record is from RefSeq and is a predicted model, not a curated record. The transcript is spliced from 4 exons. Gene Ontology annotation, biological process: positive regulation of proteasomal ubiquitin-dependent protein catabolic process. The coding region runs from base 335 to 652 and encodes 105 amino acids. Gene Ontology annotation, cellular component: Cul4-RING E3 ubiquitin ligase complex. Lineage: Eukaryota; Metazoa; Arthropoda; Insecta; Coleoptera; Tenebrionidae.
UAAACGUCAUACUUGUCAAAGUAAAAAAAUCAAAAUAUGGUGAUAGUCGCACAAAGGUUUUGUUAACUGUUCUCAAACAUUUUACUACAAUAUAAAGAGCUUCAGGUGCAUUUAGUUGAGCUUUUUGUUUAAUUCUUCCAUAUCCAAUUAUCCAAUAGUGAAAUUUCAAUAGUGGAAACUUUUAACGUGAUGUUCCAUUUGUUCCUUCUGUAAUUAAUUCUAUAAAAGCUUAGAACUAGUGCAGUUAAAAUGCUCUAAACCGUCUAAAUAAAACUGAGUUAUUAGGCUUAAGUUUGAAUUAUAUUUCAAGUUUUUAGGUAUUAUAUCUGGCAAUAUGUCUGUCGCGGAGUUUCUUAAAGGUCUCCCAUCGUAUGAUGAAAACAAUUUUACUAAAUUCCAUGUUGACAACAACAGUAGGUCCCCCCUAAAACGACCUUCAGUGUAUGUACCAACUAAAGAUUUUCCAUCUGAACAAAUAAUAGUUACUGAAAAAACUAGUAUUGUAUUGAAAUAUAUGCAGACACAUUGGGACAAAAAAGCAAAAUACAACAAAAAAACGGGACCACAUACAAGAAAACGAAGAACCGUUACGAAAAAGGCCACGAUUGGAAUAAUCUGCAUCGUUCAUAAUAUAAAACCAAGGGGUAACUGAUUUUAUAUAAUUUUUAUAUAGCCACUGAGUUUUGAGAUUUAAGUUUAGAAAUAUAGUAAUUAUGCCUAGG